AUGCGAAAUUUGAGGACCAUAGCGUAUCAUGAGACUCGGCUACCGGAUGAUUUGCCACUCACAGCGACAGCCUGGGACACGACCCAUAAUGCAAUAAUCUGUGCAUUUGGUCCAACACCUACACAGCCUAUCAUCGAACUGAAGAGACGAGUCAAGACCUCAUCUUCCCAAGACGAGUUCGUGGCCAUCACUUCGUGGGAUUCACCGUGUCCGCUUCCACAUCUACAAUGUGAUGAAAUCCUGCUGCUCCAAUAUUUCCCUGACACUAGAACAUCAUGCCUUGUGCUCGCGGGCGGAGAUGUUGUGGUUGUGCGCGAGGAUCCAGGUCCCGGACAAGAGAGGAUCGAAAUUGUUGGUACCGUCGACAUCGGAAUCUGUGCUGCUGCAUGGGCCCCAGACGAAGAACUGCUGGCCAUCGUCACCCGUGCAGACACCCUCGUGCUGAUGAGUAGGACUUUCGAACCUCUCAAUGAAGGCACUCUAUCCCCAGACGACCUCAAAGUUUCCAAACAUGUCUCUGUAGGUUGGGGUCACAAGGAGACUCAAUUCCAAGGUCGUCGCGCCAAAGCAAUGCGAGAUCCUACCGUGCCGGAAAAGGUCGACGAGGGCAAGUUGAGCCCUUUUGAGGAUGACAAGGUCACGAUCAGUUGGCGAGGAGACGGGCAAUACCUUGCUAUAAGCAGCGUGGUCCCUGGUCAACGUCGAGUUAUCCGGGUUUUCACGCGUGAGGCUGUCCUGGACAGCGCUAGUGAACCUGUCGAUGGUAUGGAGUCGGCAUUGAGCUGGAAGCCUUCGGGAAAUCUCAUUGCCAGUGUUCGCCGAUCCGAGACAAAGCUGGAGGUCAUCUUCUUCGAGAGAAACGGUCUCCGACAUGGUCAAUUUGAUCUUCGAACGACGAUACAAGAAAUGGAUGAGUGGGCGUCUAGCCUUUCCCUCUCAUGGAACACAGACUCCACCGUUCUCGCCGUCACCUUCAAGGAUAGGGUGCAGUUUUGGACGAUGGGAAAUUAUCACUACGAUCUGAAACAAGAGAUCCUACUCCAUUCACCACGCAGCAACUGGCCACUGAGAUGGCAUCCUGAAAUUCCUCUGAGGAUGUGCUUCGGCACAACCAGAAAGCUCUUGGACCUCACCUUCCUAUCCGCGGUGUCAGCAGGUAGCAUAGUCCCUCCCCAAGACUAUGGCAUCGUUGGAGUCAUUGAUGGCAGGACACUAAAGCUUACUCCCUUGAAGCAAGCUGGUGUGCCACCACCGAUGGCUUUCUGUGAGGCCGUUUUCGACCACAAUAUCAUUAGCUGCGCCUUUGGUCGAGAUUGCCAAAGAUUUGCAGUCUUAACGACAAAGACAUUGGAAAUUUGUGAAUGGAAAACCCGUGCUAAGGGUAACGGCGAUUUGGUGUUUACAACAACCGUUGAGCGGCAGUCUCAUCAACAUCCGACACUACAGCCAGAAGCAGAACCUUUGUUCUACACUCAGGUGGCUCUUGUCAACGACGAUAUAUUUGUCAUGGCGCCAACGCAGUCAGUGGGAGCAACAUCGUGUUGGAAAUCCACGUGGCCCGAGAAUCAGAGCUUGUCUUGGGAACAUAUCCUUGCGCCUGAAGGUUGUGAAAGCCUCAUAGCAGACAUAUUUUCCGAAUCUGUGUUUAUUACGAAUCCGAUUACGGAUGCCACAGUCCAGCUCACAGACUAUCCGGGGUCAAUGGGUAUAGAGCCCGUCAAACUGAGCGGUAGUCAGCCCAACAGCUCCAUUUUUACCCUUCGCCACAUCGCACACCAUCAGGCAAAUGGUGAGAUGAACGGUGACACCCCAGAAUACUAUAAGGUCUCUUUGUCACUUAAGGGAAAUCUAUACGUCGACAACAAGCUCCUCGUCCGCGAGGUUACCUCCUACGUGCUCACUUCGACGCAUCUAAUUUUCACCACCUCUGCACACCUCCUGAAAUUCGUCCAUCUUACCCCUCCCUCAGCAAUGCAAGUCCCCGAUGACACGCCGGAGAUCGACGAACGAUGCAGAAAUAUCGAAAGGGGUGCACGCAUCGUGACUGUUGUCCCGUCCAUCUACGCUGUGGUUCUUCAAAUGCCGCGAGGAAACCUUGAGACAAUCUACCCUCGUUUGCUAGUUCUCUCGGGAAUACGCAAGCAUCUUAAGCAACAGGACUACCUCGCUGCUUUUCUGGCUUGUCAAACCCAUCAGGUCGAUAUGAACAUCCUGCACGACUAUGAGCCAGGUAUUUUUCUGGCCAACGUGCCCAAAUUUAUUGACCAACUUAAGAAGCCCAGCCGUUUAGAUGCAUUUCUUUCGAAACUCAGGGACGAGGACGUCACGCAGACGUUAUACCGCGACACGACCUUGCAAGUUCAAUCUGACCCAAAGCCACAAUCUGCGAACACGAAGCCUGCCAACCUGGUUCCUGGCAGCAAAAUCAACAAGAUUGCUGACACGUUCCUUUCGAGCCUAUCUUCAAAACCUUCCUCUUACUUGCAGACCAUCAUAACGGCCCAUGUCUGCAAGCGACCCCCCGACUUAUUCUCUGCCUUGACGCUUGUCUCCGCCCUCCUCGAAACUUCCAAAGAAGAGGCGGACGUUGCAAUCUCCCUCCUGUUCUUCCUCACCCCCAAUCCCUCCGUUCUAUUUGACGCUGCCCUCUCACUCUAUGAUCUCGAGUUGACGCUCCUCGUAGCGCAGAAUGACAGCUCAAGAGACCCAAGGGAAUAUAUGCCCUACCUGCAAUCUCUCCAGGAAAUGUCGGAGCUCAGACGGAAGUUUGCGAUUGACGAUCAUCUCAAGAAGUACAGCAAAGCUUUGGUUUCAUUACAUGCGCUCGGCGAGCAUGAGCAAGUCGCGACCUACACGGCAAAGCAUUCCCUUUACAACACGGCGAUGGAGCUGUACAAAUACGACCAAGUCCACCUGACCCGAAUAACCCGUAUGUAUGCUGAGUAUCUCACGACUCAAAAGUCUCAUCAUGCCCAAGCUGCUACGCUUUACGAAUCACUGGGCGACUACGAUUCUUCGCACAAGCUGUACGCACUGGCACAUAAGUGGCGUGAGGCACUGACCUGUGCGACUCUUGUGCCCUUGACAGCCCCGCAACUGAAGUCGCUCGCGCAGAGUCUGGCAACAACUUUGGCGGACGAGAACCGGGACUAUCGAGCCGCCGCGACGAUUCAAAUUGACUAUCUCUCCAAUACUCCCGAGGCAGCAAAACUUCUGUGCCGGGGAUCUUAUUUCGCUGAAGCAAUGCGCGUUCUCGCCCACGAUGGCCGCUCUGUUUCCGAGAUCCACCAGAUCACAGACGCAGGGCUAGGCGAGAAAGUCGGCGAGAUACUCGAACUCCUUGCGGACUGCCGUGCACAACUGAACGCACAGGUCCCACGCAUCGUUGAGCUCCGCAAGAAAAAGGAGGAAGAUCCUCUGGCUUUCUUCGGUGGUGAUCCCACCGUGGCUGCGGACGGCGCCGCAGGCGACAUCCCGGACAACGUCUCCCUGGCGCCCACGGACGUCAGCACACUGGGCGGCCAGAGUCUUUUCACCCGCUACGGCAGCAACGCCAGCAAGUUCGGCGGCACCGUGGCCUCCAACGUGUCGCGGAAGACGUCAAAGACGAAACGCCGCGAAGAACGCAAGCGCGCCCGCGGCAAAAAGGGCUCGGUCUACGAGGAAGAGUACCUCGUCGCCAGCGUGGGGAGACUGAUCGACCGCGUAAACGGCCUCCACGAGGAGGUGGGUCGUCUUCUCGCGGGUCUCUCUAGGCGAGGCAUGCGAGAGCAAGCGAGACAGGUCGACGACAACAUGAAGGAAAUCUGCCAGGCCUGCGAAAGAGCUAGAGAGGACGUCUGGGAGGUUGCCAAAACAAAUCCAGAAGAUGGCCAGGUUCAGGUCGAGGAGGGCACGUAUGAUAAAGACGGACAAGGAAGACCUCCUGGAGCAGAAGGCGUGUUCUGGGACAGCCAGCAGGAAAGCCAGAAAAAGAGAGAGGCGCCCGAAGUCAAGGGUUGGAAUUACAGCGAGGCUGUAGCUUCAUAG
Messenger RNA from Fonsecaea monophora, 4029 nucleotides. RefSeq lists its product as hypothetical. Lineage: Eukaryota; Fungi; Ascomycota; Eurotiomycetes; Chaetothyriales; Herpotrichiellaceae. The transcript has a single exon. The record is from RefSeq and is a predicted model, not a curated record. Gene Ontology annotation, cellular component: elongator holoenzyme complex; cytosol. Gene Ontology annotation, molecular function: tRNA binding; protein binding. Gene Ontology annotation, biological process: tRNA wobble base 5-methoxycarbonylmethyl-2-thiouridinylation. Bases 1 to 4029 code for a protein of 1342 amino acids.